UUUUAUUGACAUUGAACAGAUUCACUGGUCGCUCUAUGGACUAGAGAAAACUAUUAAGCGAAAAAUUACAGAGAAUGAAAAGUAAUCCUAAACUAUGAUAAGUCGAUUCUUUUGGAAGUGUGGAGUUUAUUGGAUGGUUUCUGUCAGUGUAGCAAUUUUAUACUUAGCCUUCAUUCACAAAAAAAAUAUCAACUUGUUGAAAGAAAAUGAUGUGUCAAAAUCAGAAAAACUUAUGUCUUGCAAGGAUGUAUGCUUAACAAAAGAAUGUAUUCAAGCAGCAAGUAGCUUGUUAGAAAGCAUUGAUGAAAAUAAAAGUCCGUGUGAGGACUUUUAUUCCUUUGCCUGUGGAAAAUGGAUGGCGAAGUUUACGGAAAAUGAAAACCAUACAAUGAUUGAAGCAAUGAAAGAAAACCUCAAAGCAGCUGUGAAAGAAGUUAUUAAUGAAAUUGAAGAUUCCUCAGAAAGUUCAGCUGGAAAACUAAAAACCUUGUACGAAACCUGUGUCAAUUAUAGUUCUUCUGAACAGAAUGCAAUACCAUCAGCUUUAUUGUUUCUUGAACGUCUAGGAAUUGAAGGAUGGCCAAACUUAGCACUUGAUUUUAAAUUCACAAAUUCUACACUUGAAGAAGUUCUGGCCAUGUUAAUUAGCCACAAUGAAUUUGCUUUCAUGUAUUUCCAUAACUCACAAGACUUAAUGAAAUUUUCCGUAAGUUUCAGAUUAUAA
Parasteatoda tepidariorum (common house spider) is the source of this 724-nucleotide messenger RNA. The record is from RefSeq and is a predicted model, not a curated record. NCBI's taxonomy places the organism in Eukaryota, Metazoa, Arthropoda, Arachnida, Araneae, Theridiidae.